AUGAGACUUCCGACUGACCUGACAGUAGUAGAUUCUAUCAAAGCUGUGAUAGAAGACAAUUUGAAGGAAGAUAAAGAUGAAUUCAUCGAACGAACUGCUGUUACAUUGAAAAAAGACUUUUUUCACGAGCUUUACAAAGAACUUUCGUAUGAUGUCCACGACUCUUCCGAAAAAUCGGAGAACGAAAAGAAAACCCAGCACGUGCUCAUCGACUUCAUUGAAACCUUCAAACCAUUGAUAUUGGGGAAAGAAAGCUGGCUUUCAGAAGAACUUCUGGGUACCGAAUUAUGGUCUCAUCUGACGACACCAGCUAAGGGAAAGACAACGCGAGGAAGGAUGCGCCAGUUUAAGACUUAUAAAAAGGAUACUAUAGUCGAACUUAUAAGCGUGAUCAGAAACCUCCAACUUCAUUUUGAAGAGCAGCCCCUUCGCAUCCGCAAAAUUCUUCUCAACUCAAAAUGUCCAGAUGAUGAUGUGACCCUCUCUUCCGCCGAUUCACUUACGAAGUAUUUCAACUUCUGGGAAAAGAAAUUUCCUAGUUUCCUCGAAAAUCUAUACACUGUAUUUUCGAUGUUGAAGCUGUCGUCUCUCAAAACCUUUUACGGUAAAAUGGAUAACGAUGAGGAAUUGAACGACAUCGAUGCCACUGUCAAUAGCAAAAAUUACAACGAAAAAUUCCACAGUGAUGAUUCUGGAAUCGAAUCAAGGCAACGGGGCUGA
This is a messenger RNA of Oikopleura dioica, 720 nucleotides long. Lineage: Eukaryota; Metazoa; Chordata; Appendicularia; Copelata; Oikopleuridae. The record is from the annotation of a GenBank genome assembly.